CGCUAACUGGGCAGUGUGUCAGAAAAGUCCACGCGCUUCACAAGUGGCGGGAGAAGAAGACCCGCAACCAGCAUGAGCGUCCACGUCGGUCCCUACGUAAACGAUGACGCAGAAUUCCCCGAGCUCAUGGCGGAGCUUCGGCUGUGGCGCAAGGAAGUUCGAUGGUGUGUCCAGCGACUCUUGGAGGAAGGAACUCGGUACACGAUCGAAUUGACAGCUCCAUCGUUGGGAGCAGCAUUGUACCGUGAGGCCUUCGGACUAUACUCCGUGGAAGUGACAAGUAAGGCAGUACAUGGUCGCAGUUGGCAUCAAAUGGAGAAAGGUGACUUUCUUGUGGGCAUGAACAACAUGAAUCUUGUCGUGGACGACUUGUCCCUGGCGGAUGUGACAUCGCGUGUGCAGACGCUGCCCCGUCCGUCGUAUCUCCAGUUCGUCCGACUGCACAAAGGGGCCACCAACGAAGUACAGCAUCGUCUUCGUCAAAUCCAAAAACAGGCGGACAUCUUGGAAAAGCAGCGGCAUGUGUUGCACAACCGCGCGUUGGAAUUCCACGUGUCCGUGCGCGAAGACAAGGUAAUCAAGGCACUCUUGGAGCGACAGAGCGAAAUCUUGGCCUUUGUGACGAGGAAAGUGGUGUGGAUGAAGGGAGGUGUUAAUCUGUCGCGGGAGCACCGACUCAUGGACAAGAUGAAGAUGUGGAUGACUCUUCAACUCGAAAAGAAGUUACCCGUUGUGCCAAAACCCGCUUCAAUUUCAGUAGUCAGUGAACCGAGGUCGUCGGCCCCAGCCAUCGUCCCGCUCUCCCCCAGGUCGUCCGGCAUGGCCAAGGUCAUUGCCCCGUCCAAAUGGCCGCAACAACACGUCCAUUUUCCGGUUCGGAACCUCUGGUGGAUCGACGACUUUCCAACUGUCGACUUGGUCUGGUUCGGGAAGGAGAAAGAGAAGAAUUUCAAUUCGCUGCUGAAGUGGUACGAAGACGCGCUCCAGAACGACGUGUCGCUCGCCACCGCCAAGGUCCUCUCAGAACAGAUUGUGAAAUCCCUUGUGCGCCACUGGAUAGACGUGCGCAACUCGAACACUUCGGUUGAUCCCCAAAAGCUGCGGCGCGACUUCCUCGACCACGCGCGCCAGCUCAAGGCGAACCUUCAGGCGAACCCUAACUUGCGCGCCGACAUUGUGCAAGAAGUGAUCACCCCUGAGGCCCUCAUGACCAUGUCGAAAGACGACAUGGCUUCACCCGAACUCUUUCAGCAACGUCAAGAACUACAGCAAUCUGCGAUGCGCCAGACGAUCCUUCAGCCCAUGGAAGGCAAUGUGCUGAUCAAGACGAGGGACGGCUUUAGGGAAGUGCCUGUACCCGUUACCGUGGCUGGCAGCACCAUCGAUAUUCCUGAAACUCUGUCACAAUACGGCAAUCUCCAACCAGACGUGCUCUCACAGCCGACAAAUGUCGAUUCGAAGGGUCCUGCGGUUGCGACACCCACAGGUCCUUCCACGACGAAGGAAAUGGCCCGCCACGAGCCCACGCCGCAGGUCCCGCCCAAGCCAUUCCCACCCACAUCUUUUGUGCCAGGACACCCACAGAAUGUAGAUGCAAUGCGAAUGAACCACGAUAAGGACCGCAUGCACCAGGCCAACUCACACAUCAAGCCCUUGCCCAAGCGAGCUAGUCCGCUUCCAAUCCCAGUACCUGUGUCUCGCCCUGCUGCAAGCACAGCACCCCCCAUCAAACGCCACCGGUCAAUCGACGCCACGUCGAUCAAGAAGACCGGAUCCCCGCUGAAACGCACGCGCAGCACGGACGACCAGACUAUGAGGGCAUCUCAACCCCAGGGGCCGCGACCGGCCCCGACAACGUGGAAGGUCAACGCCCCCGUCGUGCCGUCGCCCGCGGCGUUGGCGAUGGACAUGUCGUCAUUGCCCAACUUAACCCCGUCAAUUGAAGUCCAACAGACGAGGGGAUUUAUUCGUGAAAUCUUCACGAAUCAAAAGAGCGUGAUCGCCAACGUAACCAAACUCAUCCAAGUCGGCAACAUUCUUGGCCAGCAAUCGGUGGCCCCGGAAAUUAUUGCGAAAACGGAGACGAUAUCGAUCCCAGGGAUGGGAUCUGUCGUUCGCGUACACAUUGGCAAGUUCACUGUCCAGUCGACACCUGAAAAAGGCGCGUCCAUGGGCCAAGUCAAGCAGAACGGCGUCAAGGCAUUCGUCGAGGCAAUCGAGAACUUGCGGAAGGUGUUUGUUCAGGUCGUGGAGAAAUAUUGGAGCAAUCGGCAGCGCGGAAUGGACAAAGUCCCCGCCGCCCAGGAAUUGGUGCAGUCCUUUCCUGAUGUGAUCGUGCAAGACACACAAGCCCGACCGAAGGAAUUCAUUUGCACAUGGCACAUAAACAAUGUCUUGGUGUGCAGACAGGCACAUGCCGAAGAGUACGAGGCCAAAGUGUGUGGCUGGAAAAGCUUUAGCGACUUUUUGGAGUCCAUGAUAUCCAAGGUUGUUAAGGGUAGCCAUCCGUCAGCAAAGAAGUCACGGACCGACGAAGGGCCCACGACAGCAUCCACCAUCUCGCGAGGUUCGUUGAAGCCGACCAGUCGCGCACCAACCGGGGUGGUGUCCAAGUCUAGUCGUCCCAGUGGAGAGUGCUCACCGGCGUCGCCUCAUUCCCCCGUCGAUUGCUACGAAGCUGAGAUCAUGCCAAGCAAGUACUCACGGCAGCACUAGCUGUAUAGAAGGGACAAUCAACACCCUGGAACAAACACAACUCGUGUCUUCAUCCCGCGGCGCCAUGCCCGCGGCCAUCGCAAUUUGAAUUUCAGUUAUCGUCGUUAUCGACGUUUGAUUGGCUAAAAUUUUAGCCAAUAAAAACGAAGUUCGGAAUGGCG
Aphanomyces invadans is the source of this 2876-nucleotide messenger RNA. RefSeq lists its product as hypothetical. The record is from RefSeq and is a predicted model, not a curated record. Gene Ontology annotation, biological process: DNA-templated transcription. The transcript has 3 exons. The coding region runs from base 73 to 2715 and encodes 880 amino acids. Lineage: Eukaryota; Oomycota; Saprolegniomycetes; Saprolegniales; Verrucalvaceae.